AGGGUCACGGCCUAAAGUGUUUUUAUUAGAGAGUCGUAAAUGGAGGGCGCUCCUCGUGAACGAUGGGCCAGCCAGACUGAGUUUCUUUUGUCAUGUCUGGGCUAUGCCGUCGGUAUUGGAAAUAUAUGGAGGUUUCCAUUUUUGUGCUAUAGGAAUGGAGGGGGAGCAUUUUUGAUCCCGUAUCUACUAACUCUAGUUAUCUGUGGCAUACCGCUCGUGUACCUCGAGACAACACUCGGUCAGUUUUCAAGCGCAGGAUGUAUUUCUGUUUUCAAUGUGAAUCCACUUUUCAAAGGGGCUGGCUAUGCAGUGAUCAUUUUAAACGUGAUCGCAGUGAUAUACUUCUCGGCGAUCAUGUCAUACCCAAUACUGUACAUAUACCAUUCGUUCAGCUCCCCACUGCCUUGGCAGUUCUGCGGCAAUUCGUGGAAUACUGACAGAUGCUCCGAGAUUUCGAGUAAUUCAAGUUUAACUACUAAUGUAUCCGUCACUACGCCAGAAGAUGAGUUUUUUCACAUCCGUCUCUUGCACAUGUCUCCCGGCAUCGAAGAAAUCGGUGGGAUCGUAUGGCCUGUUCUUAUUUGUAAUGUCAUAUCUUGGAUUCUGGUUUACCUGUGUAUUAGUAACGGAGUUAAGAGCGUUGGGAAGAUAGUCUACUUCACGGUACUAUUUCCGUAUGUGGUUCUAUUUGCUUUGCUAAUUCGAGGAACCACUCUACCAGGCGCUUGGCAGGGUAUUAUGUACUACCUGCUGCCGGAUUGGAGUCAACUCAAAAAACCUAAGGUAUGGGCUGAUGCUGCUACUCAAAUAUUCUUCUCGUUAGGACCAGGCUGGGGAGGAUUGAUAAGCAUGGCCAGUUUCAAUGACUUUCAUUAUAAUAAUAUAAGGCCAUCAGUGAUAAUACCAUUGGUUAAUAGCGGCACAAGUAUCCUGGCUGGAUUUGUGGUGUUUUCUGUUCUGGGCUUUGCUGCUGAGAGAGCGUCAGUACCGAUUGGUCAGGUCGCGACGGCUGGGCCAGGGUUAGCCUUCGUCACGUACCCGGCCGCAGUUACUAUGAUGCCGGCACCAAACUUCUGGGCAAUCACUUUCUUUGUCAUGUUAUUUUUCUUAGGGGUUGAUACUAUGUUUGUUACCAUAGAGGCCGUGAUAUCAGGAGUGAUCGAUGAAUUCCCCGGCCUGCGACACAGUAAAAGGCUCAUAACUGUUAUCACAUGCGGUGUGUUGUUUCUCUUGUCCAUAACUUGCAACACUGAGGGAGGACUCCAUGUAAUUAGCCUGCUGGACGCUCACGUGGCUAUUGCGACUGUUCCUCUGGUCUGUGCAUUGGAGAUAAUAGCUGCUGUCUACACGUAUGGUCCUAAGAAGCUGUCCGCAGACGUGGCCUUCAUGACCGGGGAACCGCUGUGGAAUAUCUGGUUUAUUUUAUGGAGAUAUAUAGUUCCGGUCUUGCUCUUGGUUAUUACAGUUUAUUCAUUACGUGAGGCAGCUGGCCCGCUAGGAUGCCUUGUCGCUUUUGCCUCGGCAAUCUUCAUUCCCAUCCACGCUGCUAGAGUACUUCUACAAUCAAAAGGCUCAUUUAAAGAGCGUCUCGUAAAGAAUUGUCAGCCGAAUGAACGGUGGGGUCCAGCUGAUCCCGAAAUCAAAGAACUUUGGAAGACCAUGAUAAGGUGUACUUCUCUAGAACUACAUGAUAUUUCUUCUACAACAGACCACAUCGCAAUGAAUUAAUGUCGAUUGUUAAAUAAAGAUUUUUUAAAUAA
Molecule: messenger RNA, 1760 nt
Organism: Leptidea sinapis
Lineage: Eukaryota; Metazoa; Arthropoda; Insecta; Lepidoptera; Pieridae
Product: sodium-dependent proline transporter-like
Exons: 12
Coding region: 40-1728 (562 amino acids)
Biological process (GO): sodium ion transmembrane transport
Cellular component (GO): membrane
Molecular function (GO): glycine transmembrane transporter activity
Source: RefSeq, a predicted model, not a curated record